UCCCGCCCGACCCGUCAGGGCGCCUGCCACGCCCCGGGCCGCCUGCAGCGUCUUGCCUCGGCGCCCUCGGCUGGCCUCCUCGCGCCUCCGCACGCCCCUCCUUUCACCAGUUAAUCUGCGCGCCGGGGCCCCGCCCGUUUCCCGCCUCCGGCCCCUACUCGUCCCCGCCCUAGCCCGCCUCUCUCCUCCGCGCCCCUGCUGCUUCUGCUGAAGGCGGAGGCUCCAUGUUGUCCCCUCAGCGAGCGGUAGCGGCUGCCUCGAGAGGAGAAGGUGAUGCCAUGGAGAGUGGAAGGCCUGGGCCAGUGCAAGUUGUUUUGGUUCACAAAGACCAACAUUCCUUUGAGCUAGAAGAGAAAGCUUUGGCCAGCAUCCUCCUACAGGACCAUGUCCGAGAUCUUGAUGUGGUUGUGGUGUCCGUGGCUGGUGCUUUCCGCAAGGGCAAGUCUUUCAUUCUGGACUUCAUGCUACGGUAUUUAUAUUCUCAGAAGGAAGGUGGUCAUUCCAAUUGGUUGGGUGACCCAGAAGAACCACUAACAGGAUUUUCAUGGAGAGGAGGCUCUGACCCAGAAACCACUGGGAUUCAGAUCUGGAGUGAAGUUUUCAUUGUGGAGAAGCCAGGUGGGAAGAAGGUUGCAGUUGUUCUGAUGGAUACCCAGGGGGCAUUUGACAGUCAGUCAACUGUGAAAGACUGUGCUACCAUCUUCGCUCUGAGUACCAUGACUAGUUCUGUUCAGAUAUACAAUUUGUCCCAGAACAUUCAGGAAGAUGAUCUUCAACAGCUGCAGCUCUUCACAGAAUAUGGUCGUCUGGCAAUGGAUGAAAUUUUCCAAAAACCCUUCCAGACACUCAUGUUUCUGGUUCGAGACUGGAGUUUCCCUUAUGAAUAUAGCUAUGGACUACAAGGAGGGAUGGCAUUUUUGGAUAAACGUUUACAGGUGAAAGAACAUCAACAUGAAGAAAUUCAGAACGUUCGAAAUCACAUUCACUCGUGUUUCUCCGAUGUCACCUGUUUUCUCUUACCACAUCCAGGACUCCAAGUGGCCACAAGCCCUGACUUUGAUGGGAAAUUGAAAGAUAUUGCUGGUGAUUUCAAAGAGCAGUUGGAGGCCCUGAUACCAUACGUAUUAAACCCAUCUAAGUUAAUGGAAAAGGAGAUCAAUGGCUCAAAGGUCACCUGCCGGGGACUAUUGGAGUAUUUUAAGGCAUAUAUUAAAAUUUAUCAAGGAGAAGAUCUGCCUCACCCCAAAUCCAUGCUUCAGGCCACUGCUGAAGCCAACAAUUUAGCAGCUGCAGCCUCUGCCAAGGAUGUUUAUUACAACAACAUGGAAGAGGUUUGUGGGGGAGAGAAGCCUUAUUUGUCUCCAGACAUUUUAGAGCAGAAGCAUUGUGAAUUCAGACAGCUGGCUCUGGACCAGUUUAAGAAGACCAAGAAGAUGGGUGGGAAGGAUUUCAGUUUUCGUUAUCAGCAAGAGCUGGAGGAGGAAAUUAAGGAACUCUAUGAAAACUUUUGCAAGCACAAUGGAAGCAAGAACGUCUUCAGCACCUUCCGAACCCCUGCGGUGCUGUUCACAGGCAUUGUGGCUUUAUAUAUAGCCUCUGGCGUCACUGGCUUUGUUGGUCUUGAGGUUGUGGCCCAGCUGUUUAACUGCAUGGUUGGAUUGCUGUUAAUAGCGCUCCUCACUUGGGGGUACAUCAGGUAUUCCGGUCAAUAUCGCGAGCUGGGUGGAGCUAUUGACUCUGGUGCAGCAUAUGUGUUAGAGCAGGCUUCUUCUCACAUUGGCAAUUCUACUCAGGCUGCUGUGAGAGAUGCAGUUGUUGGGCGAUCUCCUGUGGAUAAAAAAACUCAGUAGCCUUACCACGAGGAUCCAGGAAGAGCCCGAGCAGCCCCUAGAACCUCAGUUUCUGCCAAGGCCACAGGUCCAGGUCUAGAGGAACGGCAGGCCUGAGACUAUCCAGGGAGAGCUGCGACAGGACACUGUAAUAAAUAAACUGACCUCUCCUGUGGCUUCAAAUUCUUAAAUGUGCUUCCAUUUUCUGUUGGAAGCAUUGCUUUUCUUUGCUGUCAGAUCCGAACGUAGGUUUGUUUCCUGUUACUCUCUGCUUUGUGCACUUUAUGGGAGAAAAAGCUAAAGGAAAAAAAUGGAAAUGCAGGUUUUAAGUCUCUUAUGUACCACUUAGUGCCUUUUCAGAUGAAAUCUAUGCUUGUUAUGGACCUGAAGGGAAGGGACGGAGAAUAACCUUGGGAAAUAUGCUGUUUAGAAGUGAAACUUGUCAGUUCUCUUACACUUUCCUUUUGAGAAGAAUUCCUUUCUAAAAAGUUUACAAAACUUGGAAAAACUUCAGAACUAAAGAUUAACUGAAACAAUGCCAUUAUACUUUCAAGAUCUUACUUGUAAUGUUGGUAUUCUGUUUGUCAUAUAAUGUGGGGAAAUCAAAUGUGUUAAUGUACCGUACUCUGGAAUGUAAGGUCUUUUCCCUGAUAGGCUGGCAGUUUUAUUGAACCUGAUCUCUCUGUCUUUUUUGGUUACUGUAGCUUCUUUUCAGAAAAGAGGCAAAUACGCCUUGAAAAGCCACAGUGGCUCAUAAUGGAAGGAGUGACUUAUUUUAAAGAAGAAGCUGAUUUUGAGUGAACCUGUGACCUCCAAUAAGUCACUUGAACUUGUGCCUUGGUCAGAGCCACUGUGGUUUUCUGUGUUUAUGUGUUACACACAGCUCUUAAAAUUUGCCAUUUGAUAAGUUUUGCUUUUAGAGUUCUGUGUAGGUAUAAUACUUUACCAAGGGUUAGAGAAAAGACAUUACCAGAUAUUACUGCCUUUAAUUAAUCCUCUAUUUCAUUUGGCUUACCACUAAUUAGUGACCGCCCAUUUAAGGUCCCUGCUCAAACUUUAUUUUUAUUCUCUAUGCACUGAUGUUCUUAAUGAAACUAAAAUUGUUUAUUUAAUGGUUCUUCCUUAAAAUUUACUUCUUACCAGUCUGGUAGCUUUAAAACAACUUUGGUUUAGGAAGGACCAGUGUCUUACCCAAAUGUAGACAAUAUCUAGAAGUAUCUACAAUUCUUCUUGAAAAAAUUUAUUAUGAUUAUAUGAUUAAAAAGUUUUAUCUGUUGCUUUU
Messenger RNA from Chinchilla lanigera (long-tailed chinchilla), 3111 nucleotides. It is a transcript of the gene Atl3, whose product is annotated as atlastin GTPase 3. Gene Ontology annotation, biological process: endoplasmic reticulum organization; protein homooligomerization. Lineage: Eukaryota; Metazoa; Chordata; Mammalia; Rodentia; Chinchillidae. The transcript has 13 exons. The record is from RefSeq and is a predicted model, not a curated record. Gene Ontology annotation, molecular function: GTP binding; GTPase activity. Bases 225 to 1850 code for a protein of 541 amino acids.